This is a messenger RNA of Cuscuta epithymum, 1979 nucleotides long. The record is from the annotation of a GenBank genome assembly. NCBI's taxonomy places the organism in Eukaryota, Viridiplantae, Streptophyta, Magnoliopsida, Solanales, Convolvulaceae.
CUUUCAUCUAUUAUUCCCUGUUUGGAUUUCGGAAUUUAAGAACAAGGUUGAAAAAUUCCUUAUGGCUGCCAUGUGCGGUGGUGAAACAGAGACUAAAUCUCCGGUUACUCCCAGCUCCGUCGGCCCUAGGAGACGCCGAAUGGAGAUUCAUCAGUUCCGUUUCGUGGCGCCGGAUGCCGCGGUGGCUCCGCCUCUGGAGACCGAGAGGAAGCGCCACAGGUCUGGUAAGGUUUUUCCGGAUUCUCCGCCGCCGUUGGAGAGCCAAAGCGCAUCGGAGAGCUGUGUCACGAAUGAGAAGUGUAAGAAGCGGAGGAAUUCGGAAGUAAACGAAAUCUCUCAGAUUUCUAAGCUUGGCGAGGAUAAAAAAUCGGUUGAGAAAACUAAGGCAAUCAUUAGCAGCAAGGAUCCGAUCGAGGAUCCGAACUGGCAUGAAUCGGCGAAGUGCACCGGAGUGGAGCCGGAUUGUCCGAAGUUCGGUAUGACUUCUGUUUGUGGAAGGAGAAGGGAUAUGGAAGAUACAGUGGCUGUUCACCCCUACUUCCUCCGGCGAAAUGACGAAAACUCGAAGAGAUUUCACUUUUUCGGUGUGUACGACGGCCACGGUUGCUCCCAUGUAGCGAUGAAGUGUGGAGAUAGAAUGCACGAAAUCCUCCAGGAAGAGUUUCUGCAAGGUGAAAAUGCAUGGGAGGAGGCGAUGCGCCGGGGUUUCAGUAAAAUGGACCAGGAAAUAACCGACUGGGCGACUGCAGCGAACUCCGGGGCCGAACGCGCCAGUUGCCGUUGCAAUAUGCAAACUCCUCAAUGCGAUGCUGUCGGAUCCACCGCAGUUGUUGCCGUGGUAACGCCGGAAAAUAUCGUUGUAUCCAAUUGCGGCGAUUCUCGCGCCGUUCUUUGCCGGAGUGGAGCGGCCAUUCCACUGUCGGUUGAUCAUAAGCCGGAUCUACCAGAUGAGUUGAAGAGGAUAGAAGAAGCCGGCGGCCGCGUCAUUUACUGGGAUGGGCCGCGUGUUCUCGGUGUCUUAGCAAUGUCUCGGGCUAUUGGUAUGCUAAAUCCCUAACCACCUUAUUAUUUUCCAGCGAAUUCUAGCUAAUAGUAUUCAUUUCAAUCUUCAGGCGACAAUUAUCUGAAACCGUAUGUGAUACCGGAGCCGGAGGUGACCAUCACGGAGAGGACGCCGGAGGACGAAUGUCUGAUCAUAGCAAGCGACGGGCUGUGGGACGUCGUGUCGAACGAGACAGCCUGUGGCGUUGCCCGCAUGUGCCUGCGACAAGGAAAGUCCCGGUCGCCGGGGAAGUUGCAGGAGAGGGACUUUACAGUGACGGCCGCCGCCGCCGGGGAAAUGUCGGACAAAGCUUGCUCUGAUGCUUCAAUCCUGCUGACCAAGCUGGCCUUAGCGCGGCAGAGUUCCGAUAACAUCAGCGUCGUCGUUGUCGAUUUGAGAAGAGAUGCACAGAAACUAACCUGAUCCAAAUGUACCUUAUUUUUUUUCCUAAUUCGAAGUCUAAAAUGCUCUGUUCAAGGGAGGGCUAACGUGUUAUCGUACAUACACGACACGUAAGGCUACCUUGAAGGGUGAGUUUGGUAGUACAGGGCUUAGGCAGGAUCUAUAAUGAGAUCGGGUUGCGGCCCAUAAUCACAACUAUAUUACUAAAAUAGAAAAUGAUUAAAAUGUUGUGUUCUAAAGUCUAAACUUUCCAGGCAUUUCCUUUUUGAUGUGAAUUGACACCUUUUAAAUUCGUCUAUAACUAAGGGCAUUUUUACGUGUCAGAUCACAUUUGGUCGUUCUUCAGGAAGAGUGUGCCAUGAACUCAUUCGAAGUAUUUUAUCUUUUUUUGUGAGAUUUCCUUUUAAUUAUGUAAUAGGAAAAAGCAAAAAUACUUGCAUCUAGUUUUCAGCUGAAUUUAGAAUUUAGAAUUUAGGUCGCAAAUAGUUUUUGAAUUAAAAUUGAACAUAAAUGAACCAAUUGUGUGAUCAAUUAG